Messenger RNA from Boleophthalmus pectinirostris (great blue-spotted mudskipper), 3178 nucleotides. RefSeq names its product activity-dependent neuroprotector homeobox a (gene adnpa). Gene Ontology annotation, cellular component: nucleus. The coding region runs from base 146 to 2806 and encodes 886 amino acids. Lineage: Eukaryota; Metazoa; Chordata; Actinopteri; Gobiiformes; Gobiidae. The record is from RefSeq and is a predicted model, not a curated record. The transcript has 4 exons. Gene Ontology annotation, biological process: regulation of gene expression.
CAGCUAACUAGCUUGUUUGCUAAUGCUAGCUGAGCAUCAGAACCGGCUUGAGAUCAUCGCCGCACCUCCCAGCACGAAUACCUCCUUUGUUAGUAGGUCGUUCGAAGGGGAUCUAGUGUGAAGAUUAGCUGCACAGCCAGGAAAGAUGUAUCAACUACCAGUAAAUAACCUCGCCAGGAUCCGGAGGGCAAGAAAACAGGUGAAAAAAUCCCUUGGGGACAUCGGUCUUGAGCUUUGUAAAGAGGCCGUAGAGGAUUUCAAGGAUUUUUGUCCAGAUGAGCAGUUUGUACAGGGCACCCUUUGUUUGGAUCUGUGUGCGUGGGAUCCAUCAUACUCUAAAACACAGGUAUACAGGUCAAAACCAUUUUGCUGCACUGAGUGUUCAUUUUCCUCCAAGUACUACUCAGGCUACAAAAAUCAUUUUCGCAAUGUACACAGAAAAAUAUUUGAUAGAAUACUCCUUAACUGUCCUUACUGCACCUUCACUGCAAGCAGGAAGACUAUGGAGAUCCAUAUAAGAAUAUUUCACCAAUCCAGGCUACCACAACCUAGCACUGCAAAUGCUCUUGGAACCCACCAGUAUGCCACCUCACAACAAACUGGAAUAAGACAAAAAGAUUCUUUUCUUGGUAGAGGCAGGCAGACAGAUGGUGUGGAGAAACCUGUGUACUAUUGUAAAAAGUGCACAUUCCGUGAUUCAUUAUAUAAUGUUGUUCGGCGGCACAUCUAUAGGGAGCAUUUUCAGCAUGUUGUCUCACCAUAUCUUGCUAUGGCCCCAAACCAGUCUGUUAAAAAUGGUGUUAGCAACACCAUUCUUUGUAAACGUUGCCAGUUCACCACUCGCAGUUACGAAGCGCUAGUACAGCAUGUUGUGGAGUACCAUGAACGGAUCGGAGCUCAAGUAACUGCCAUGGUUGGACAUGCUAAUAUGAUGGUCAGCAAGCCUCAAGCAUCUCCCUUAACUUCACAGAGGGUCCCUGUAAUCACAAAUAGAGCUUCGUCUAUCUCAGGUGAUCCUGGAGUGCAGCCGGUGAUUGGCUAUUUAAAACCAAAUGUUUCUAAAACCUACUCCUCCGGUGCACCAAUUAAAGCACGUACCCUACAAAGCAAAGGCAGUUUGGCUGAAAAUAAUGUCCCGUUAGUUAACACAGCACAAACUCAAAAGUGGAAGAUAUGCACGGUUUGCAAUGAGCUCUUUCCUGAAAAUCUCUACAGCGCUCACUUUGAGAGUGCCCAUAAGGCAAAGAAAGUGUGGGCCCUUGCCAAGUAUAUAAUGAAAAUCCACAACUUCACCAGCAAAUGUUUGCUUUGCAACCGCUAUUUACCUAGUGAUACACUGUUAAACCAUGUGUUAAUCCAUGGAUUGACGUGCCCACAGUGUCACUCAGCUUUCCACAGUGUUGAGAAGCUUAUAGAGCAUGGGACUGUGGCUCAUUCAACUCCUUUUGAUGGCCCUCCUGGGGCUUCACCUUUGACUUUUGAUCUCGCCCUCAAACAAGAUAAGUCUAGUAAUGUACAGCUGCUAGUUCUUACCUUCAAUACAAAUGAAUCUGUCAAUGGCCAAGAUGACACCUUGCUAAAUAGUCUAGGCUUGGCAAAAACACCUACAUCAAACAUGUUUGAGAAUAAAGGACAGCAACUUACCAAAAAUGCGCUCCCAUCUAUGUCCAAGAAACUUGAAAUGGGAAAGACCCUGUGUCCGCUGUGUUUCACUAUUCUGAAAGGUCCGAUAUCUGAUGCUUUGUCUCUUCAUUUGAGGCAGCGCCACCAAGUGCUCCAAACAAUGCAUCCAGUUGAAAAAAAGUUGACAUACAAGUGUAUUCAUUGCUUGGGAGUAUACACAAGUAACAUGGUGGCCUCUACUAUUACACUUCAUCUUGUGCAGUGCCGGGCUGUGGGGAGAAGCCAGGCUGCCCUUGCCCUAAAAGCUCCUUUGAAUCUGGGUACGUCUGGGUCAGGAUCACUUAAACGUCAGCUUCCAAUGCAAGGCUCAUCUAACCCCAAGAGGAUGAAUCUAGGCAAGGAGUUGGCCACAAGUGGAAGUCAAGAAGAAGGCGUUGACCUGGUUCUGGAUCCUUCCAGUUUUGAGCACAAGACUUAUGAAGCCAGAAAAGAGUUCCUGACUGCCUAUUUUAACCGCCGUCCCUAUGUCUCUGCUCAGGAAAAAGAGAAACUUUCAGCUAAGUUGUGGCUGUGGAAAGCUGACAUAGCCAGCCACUUUGCAGUGAAACAAAAGACAUGUGAAAAACAUUGCAAAACUUCAAGGUUAUCGGUGUUGUUGGGCUUUGAUAUGAAUGCUCUAAAUAAAGUAAAACAUGACCUGAUUUUUGAAAACCGUACCCCUGAGACAACAACUACAGUGCAGAAAGGAUUCAAGUCUCGUCCUCCCAACCCAGGUCAAAGUAGCUGUACCUUAAAACCUGGUGCGUGCAUGGAGACCAUAUCGAUUGACUCUGACAGUGAGCCAGAGAUGGACAAUAAACCAACUGAACAAGGAAGUUUUGAACCUGAUGAUACAUUAGUCGAAAUGUCCCAAAUGGAAUACAAUCAACCGGAUUCUGCUGACUCAAUGGAAACUGAACAUGAGACUCAAAAUGAGACAAACCUGUAUGGACAAGAAAUCACAGAUGGAGUGGAAAAACUCCCAGAUGAGAAAUCUCUGUCCUCAACAGGGACCCAAAGUGAGACUGUAUUGUUUAAGCAAGAGAACACAGCUGAAUAUGCAUGUGUGACUGCAACAACAGUUGGGCAAGAGAGUACUAAUACAGUGGCGCAAAAUGAGGCACAGAAUACUGACACAUGUUAAGGGUGAAGACAAUCCUAUCACUAAAGAUGGGAAGCAAGCAGUCAGUGACACACAAUAGUCAAGAGUGUAGAGGAGUCUCUUCCUGGAAGGAUAGCACUGUAAAUCAACAUUCUUACUUAGAAGAAUGCAGCAAAUGGACAGAUUUAAAUUAAAUUUACAGAAGCAAAUUGGUUGUUCCUGACAUUUUGUGGACUACACAUUUUGACAGUUUAUGCUGUUCAUUUUAACUUUAAAUGCUUUCAUCGCUGUACAUAUAAUUUUGUUACAUGUCAGAGCGUUAGUCUUUUUUUUUCCACAAUGAGUUGUUAUUGUGCUUUUUACAUUUAUGGAUAAAGAAUAUGUACACAUUUAAUAAAGCUUGUUUAACAAUAA